UCUUUCGUUUUUUUAAGUUCACCAGCGUCAACUCGACAAUUGAACCUGGAUCCAGACAUCCUCUGGAUAGAGAAUGAAAUUGUCAAAAACUACGAGUUCAAGAAAGACCCGCAAAAAGAUGAGUGGGUCCAGCAACCGAGUUUUGAAAAAUCCCUAAUUGCAAAAACCAAAGAAUUAACCGCAUUUAAAUCACGUGCUGGAAAGGCUCAGGAAUUUUUUACUCAAACAAAAAACAACGAUUGGGAUCGCUCCAAGAAGAAUAGGAGCUGCAUCAACCUCCUCUACAUAACAGCCGCUAGAUAUCUCUUGGUAACCUAUAUUCUGUACGAAAAGAGCGGCACACGUUUGACUGCUUGUCAAGAAGUCAGAGAUGAUUACGGCAAACUGAUAAGCUUUGUGAUCCCUGAUUCUGGAGUGUGUUUUCCUAAGCCUUACGGAAGCGCCACUUGUAAAUCAGACUACGACGUUGGGUUGAUUGGUAAAGAUGCUGGUUUUCUGACGAAGAAGUUUAACGACUUUUUUGAAAUUACUUUUGGAAAACCGUCAGAGCUUGUUUUUGAUACAAAUGUUUACGCGUUCACACUGGAGUUUGCAAUGCCCUCCAUAUUUCAAAAGCUCUCACCUGAGUUUACUAAGUCUCUAGCACAAAAGGAGAAAACAGUGAAUUUCAAAAUGCAGGACUUGGCCAGUGCUUACUACAAGGUCUUCAAGUAUAACGAAGGAUUCUUCGACGCCUUGACGAGUGGAGCUAUUAAUGAAAUGGGUCAAAGAUUCAAAGACUCGCUGAACUCUUGGCUGGCGGCAUUCCAGAAUUUGGAUAAUCAAAGCCGAAUGAGACACCUUGAAGGCAAAUCCCUCAAAGACUUUAGAAAAACUCAUAACGAACAGUACCAAUUGCGCGUGGAAACAAUGUCAAACAAUGGCGGAUACAAAGCAAAAAAUUUAGGUAAUUUUUAAAAGUAUACAGUCGAACCUCCAAUAACGGCCACCUCUCUACAACGGCCUCUUUCUCCUGUCCUCAAGGUUGCAGUUGUGGAGAGGUUUCCACUGUCAUUGCAUUCUUUUACCAAUGUGCUCGUCAGGAUACGUGGGGGAGGGGAGGGUAGAGUUUUCCUCCGCGGUCUCGCUUCAGAGAUGAUUGGUUAUUGAGCAGGUUAUUUCCUUGUUUAAAAAAUCGCGGACAAGAUAAACUGAUUAUAAUAAACAUAAACAUAACUUUAUUUAAGUGUCGAUGUCUUUAGCUUAUAAAAGCUAAUUGGAGACACUAAAAUAAUAGGAAAAAAUAAACAAAUAUAUAUCUAAAUGAGUUUAUAUAUGUUAUCAUUAGGUAAAUUUAUGAUUCUCUAAAAUUUAAAAUUUAUAAAAAGUUAAAAGUUAAAAUAUUACAGAAUUAUCCCCACUAAAAUAUACAGAAAAUGCUAAAAAUAUUUCUAAAAAUUUCCAAGAACUACAUUGCACAAAUAAGGCAAGAGCCACAGUUGUCACUUAUAAGAUCCACAAGGUUAAUACGCCAUAUGCUGGACUUAAAGGAUUGUAGCUAUGGUAGGUUUGUCCUUGAUUUUGCUGUCUUAUCUAGACAAAAUAUCUGGUCCAAAGUACCUUAUAGAAUGUUUCCCGUAAUUAACGUACACUAUUAAAUCUGGGUAAAUGAAAAUCCACAUUUCUUACGUGCUAUUUGGAUGACUUAACACCAAACCAUAUUCAACUUUAUACUUAAGGUAGCAAGAUCUUGUAAACGCCUAUUUUGUAGGCCAGGUAGAUUGGCGCAGUUAAGACGAUGAGAGUUCUCUACUAAGUGUGUUACACACAAUCCUAAGGGCCCGCUCCUGCGGGCCACUAUUCACCUCCCCUUCGGGGGAUAGUUGAAUAUUAUUCAUGAAGUUUCGUAUCCUAGGUCUUCUCGCUGAGGCCUUACUCUACGCAGCAGAGGCAUAUCACACCCGCGGCGCCAUACGACAUGUAGUGGGAGGAAUGCAGCUAAAAGUAAUGGGUAGACUUGUACAACACAACAAUCCACUCUCAACUCACGACUUGUGGGUGUCAAUGAUUGAAAACUGGGGAGAAUCCAACAAAGAAUACAACCACUGCAAUCAGGACCCUGUUCCCACUCUGAACAAAUGCUUCCUCAAGAUGAGUAAAUACCUUUCAAGGAUGUUCAACGCGAUGAGACUGCUCCGUACCCGCGUACCACCCAACGACAGAUUUACACUGUUAGAUUUUGGUGAUCCUAAGGACCCUGAAUACGCUUCGCUCAUGUGGCUGCGAUACAAAAAGGAAGGAAAGACGGAGAUUCCUGAAGACACAAACAACAGGAUCCGACUCUUCUUGGACAAGUUUAAAUGUCAAGUAGCAGCUAAAACACAAAAUUUGGGAUCCAUAAAACUCUCCCCGGAGUGUUUAGGCAAUAUACAAAAGAAUGUAAAUCUUUACAAUGUGAAGUUGGCAGGUGCACUUACGCAGGGCUGA
Porites evermanni is the source of this 2466-nucleotide messenger RNA. The record is from the annotation of a GenBank genome assembly. NCBI's taxonomy places the organism in Eukaryota, Metazoa, Cnidaria, Anthozoa, Scleractinia, Poritidae.